UUGAUAUCUACAAAGUGGAUCCAUCAGAUGUAUCAGGGGAUUCGGGAAGUUAUGCUGCUGCCAUUGAGCAGAAUCAUAGAGCUAGCAAAUCCCCGGAGGACAGGAAGAGAUGGAUGGAUGCUUUCAAAGUCGUCGCUAAUUGUGCUGGCUAUACUUCACAGGCAAUCAAAGAUUUCUAAGAGAGUGAAGUUUGAUCACUUCGUUGGCAUGGAUGCUCGAGUUUCUGAGAUUGAACAAAUAUUAGCUAUGAAUGUAGAUGAUUUCCGCAUCAUUGGUCUUUGGGGAAUGGGUGGUGUAGGAAAGACCACUCUGGCUAAAGCUUGCUAUCAAUCAUUUGUGCCCUCUAGAAAAGAAAUCAAGCAUCACUUUAUUCUGAACGUCAAUGAGAAGCUUGAAAAGCAAAUUGGGGUUGAAGGAAUGUCAAAAGAAAGAUUGUUACAUUUUAGUCUUGUUGUUUUACAGCCACAGCUGGUGAAUCUAGUGUGGCUUGACCUCUCUCGCUGCAUAAAUUUAGUAGCAAUCCCAAACCUGUCGGGGUCUCAGAAAGUGGAGUAUCUUUAUCUUCGAGGAUGCAAAAGGUUGAUUGAGCUACCAUCUCACAUUCAAUAUCUGGACAAGCCGAUCUUCCUGGACGUCGACGAGUGUACAAGUCUAAGGCAUCUUCCUCCGAAACUCAACUCAAAGUUCCUCCAAUGUAUUUGGUUGUCCAACUGUCCCCAGCUCACUCGUUGUCCUGAGAUCAAUUCAGGAGAGUUGCUGCAUUUGGAUUUAAAGGAGACACCUGUCACAGCCUUGCCGGCUGCGAUUUGCAAUAGCAAGCAGGGUGGCUUCCUACGUCUAUGCGGCAGACACAUCACCUGCUUCCCUGCAAUUUCAGCAAGCUUGGAAUUGUUUCGGCUGUGCCAUACCACAAUAAAAGAUAUGGAUUGUUAUGAUGUUGAUCAUCAUCAGCAUGGUUCUUUGCCAAGAUUUGUCGAACUGGAGUUGGUUGGCAACCCCCAACUCAAGAGCUUGUCAAAGAAUAUCUGGAACAUGGUCUCUCAAUCGCUCCUUCUUCAAGAUUGCCCGUCCAUUGAAACUUUGCCGGAAAUCUCCCUGCCUAUGGCUGGGUUAACUCAGCUUAGUAUAAUAGGAUGUCGGAACCUAAAGAGCUUUCCAACUUGUAUCAACAACCUGAAAUCUUUGCGGGAAUUAUGUUUCACUGGUACGAAUACUAAGUCCCUUCCUUCUUUUGUCCAUGGCCUUAACCAGCUGUUAGCUCUAGAUUUGUCCGACAACAAAUGCCUAGAAUCCAUCCCCAACAUCCAUAAGCUUGCCAAGUUGUUCCACUUGUACUUGUCAGGCUGUUCGAGGAUUAAAUUUUUGCCAGAACUCCCACAUAGUCUUCUAAGUUUGGAUGUAAGUGGUUGCACAUUGUUACAAGCCUUACCAAGCAACGUAGGCAGGCUGAGAUGGAAUGAACUGUACUUUGAAGACUGCUCGCAAUUGGACCCGAAGCUACCUACAGAAAUGGUGCUUAAUUUCCCUAAUCAUGCAGCAUUGAAUCAGUACUCUGAGGGUGUUUUGCAGUAUUCUGGGAGUCGGAUUCCAGGAUGGUUUGCUUACAAAAGCGUGAAUGAUAAGAAUGAUUCAUGUAUGACGGUGCAGUUUCCUCCUUCAGACUGCAGUACUGAGCGAAUAAUCAAAGGGAUUGCAUUUGGCAUUGUGUGUUCGUCAGAUAUUGGGUGUGUCGAGAUAUCUAUUACUUGUGAUUACGAUAUCGGCACCAUUGCCGUUGCCUAUCGGAUAACCCUAUAUAUAUGGUACGACACUAACUUAUUAGGCAAGAUGAAGAAUGGAAUACGAGAAGAAGCAAAACCUUGGUAUGAGAGAUAUUCUGCUGGCCAUUCUGGUAUUUCUUUCAAGUUUUCCCUCAAAGCGGUCAGGGAGAAGAUCCCAGGAGAUUAAAGAGCAUCAAAAUAAAAAGGAUUGGCGUCUCUCUACUGUACUAACUGCUAAUAGGUUUGAUGGUCUAUGGGAUGACGAUUCAAGCAAUGGUUUAUUUUUCGUUUGGGAUGCUGAAUGUCCCUUUCGUAACACAUUUUAGAGAUUCUGUAAUUUGAUGUGUUUUUUUUUUUAUCAGAAUUCUUUCUAGGCCUCCAACACAUUGUUAUCCUCAAUUUUGGAAUUUCAUGUUCUGCAAACAGAAACUCUAGAACCGUAGGUUUGGCUUAUGUAGAGAUGUCAGUUGUGCGAUAUGAUGGGUGCGUUGUUUCCUCUGAGAUUAUACCAUCAAAAGCAGUGAUGGAAGAAGAUGACCGGACAAAAUGUUGAUGUUGUUGGCUUGUUUCCCUGUAAAAGGUGCUUCUUCCUUAAACAGCUCUUUUUGGGUAGUCGCUGCUUUAUAUGUGUGAUUGUAUCUG
Molecule: messenger RNA, 2402 nt
Organism: Linum tenue
Lineage: Eukaryota; Viridiplantae; Streptophyta; Magnoliopsida; Malpighiales; Linaceae
Source: the annotation of a GenBank genome assembly